Lampris incognitus (smalleye Pacific opah) is the source of this 690-nucleotide messenger RNA. RefSeq names its product 2'-deoxynucleoside 5'-phosphate N-hydrolase 1 (gene dnph1). The transcript has 4 exons. The record is from RefSeq and is a predicted model, not a curated record. Bases 99 to 536 code for a protein of 145 amino acids. Gene Ontology annotation, biological process: deoxyribonucleoside monophosphate catabolic process. Gene Ontology annotation, molecular function: 5-hydroxymethyl-dUMP N-hydrolase activity. Gene Ontology annotation, cellular component: nucleus. Lineage: Eukaryota; Metazoa; Chordata; Actinopteri; Lampriformes; Lampridae.
UUGUGUUCAGCGCGCCUAAAUACGAGAAGGAGGCAGUGUUUGUCUUCGCUCCAAAUUUGAAAAAAAUAAUAAUCAAAGUAACUCAUCACAGAGUCGUCAUGAACAUUUACUUCUGUGGUAGUAUCCGCGGCGGGAGACAGGAUGUGGCUGUUUACCAGAAAAUUGUUCAGAAGUUGCAGAAAUAUGGCAAAGUCCUGACGGAACAUGUGAGCCACAGUGACCUGAGUGACAAAGGUGAGAACACAGUGAUGGAAGGAGACAAGGCGAUUCAUGACCGUGACAUGAAGUGGCUCAACAUGUCUGAUGUGAUCGUUGCCGAGGUAACGCAGCCAUCGCUUGGUGUGGGUUACGAGCUUGGUCAGGCCAUCGCCAUGAAGAAGAGGAUCUUCUGUUUGUUUCGACCUUCAUCAGGACGAACGCUGUCCGCCAUGAUCCGUGGUGCGCAUGAUGAGGACCUCUUCUGGGUGAGAGACUACAGCGAGGAAGCGGUGGAGGAAGUCUUGGAGGAAUAUUUUAACAAGCUCAACAAAUCCUGACCAAAAAAAACCAAACAAACAAAAAAAGCGAAACAGUAGUUUCCAGCAUGUGUGGCUUAAGAGGUUUCUGGUUUGGAAUUUCAUGUUUGGUGUAGCUUUAGAUGUUCUGUUGUCUUAACUGUUAAACAUGUUUCAACAUAAAUAAACCAGUAUU